AGAGAGAAGGGAGCAAGACUUAUGUGAUUCAGACCAGCCGCUGAAACGAAGAAAGCGGCAUAGAAGAAAGCAAGUAAAGAACCAAGAACCAUGUUUGAUGAGAGGAGUCUAUUACAAGAACAUGAAAUGGCAAGCAGCCAUUAAAGUUGAGAAGCGACAGAUCCACUUGGGAACUUUCUCUUCUCAAGAAGAGGCUGCUCGUUUAUACGAUAGGGCUGCUUUCAUGUGUGGAAGGGAACCAAACUUUGAGCUCUCGGAAGAGGAAAAACGAGACCUCAAACAACAAAGCUGGGAAGGGUUUUUGGCUUGCACACGCCGAAAAAUUACCAACAAAAAACCUAAGAGAAGGAUGGAGCCAGAGGAACUCUAAUUAGGGUGGGUGUAGUUGAUGAUGAGGAGAUCACUGGUAGUUAUGGUACGCUGUUUACCUGAAGAAAAAGAAGAACGAGAUUCACAAAACGUGACUAUUCUUGCAGACAUCUCUACAAUUUUUUGGCAGAGGGUAAAGAGACUCAAAUACGAAGAAAAUGUUAGAUACAUGAGGCUUAAGAGAUGUAUCAAACAAUUGAUAGGACUUUUUUUUUUGUAGUUCGCUAUAUUUAUUCAGACAUGAUUUGUGUAGCUUAUACCUCACGGGGAAGUUGCUUAAUAUAUUACAAAGAUUUAUUAAA
Messenger RNA from Brassica oleracea var. oleracea, 671 nucleotides. RefSeq names its product ethylene-responsive transcription factor-like protein At4g13040. Gene Ontology annotation, biological process: regulation of DNA-templated transcription. Gene Ontology annotation, molecular function: DNA binding; DNA-binding transcription factor activity. The record is from RefSeq and is a predicted model, not a curated record. The transcript has 4 exons. The coding region runs from base 98 to 370 and encodes 90 amino acids. NCBI's taxonomy places the organism in Eukaryota, Viridiplantae, Streptophyta, Magnoliopsida, Brassicales, Brassicaceae.